AUGGCAACAGCCAACCUGUUAGAGAUGUACAAGGCCUUUACAGGUGGAGACACGAUGAUGGACGGCCGGCAGUUCGCGAAACUCUGUCGGGAUUGCAACAUCGUCGAUAAGAAAGGCCUCAGCGUGAAUGAUACUGACAUUGUUUUCGCCAAAGUACGGUCCCGUGGGGAACGCAAAAUAAACUUUGGGCAAUUCUUGGAAGCUAUAGGGGAGGUGUGGCGCAAUGGUGGGCCUCGGUCUGUCGAUAGUGGCCGUCCGAGCCAACAAGCAAUAGGGAAGACUUCAACUGCUGGAGUAACCAAGAGGGCCACUGGUAGCACAUCAACGCCUGCUGGCAAAGUGAGUGGCCCAAGGCGUCUAGCCGGAGCAUCUGUUCCCCCUCUCCAGGGUCGUGGCCCGGAGAGGUUCUUCUAUGACACGUCGACUUACACUGGGGUCCAUAAGGCUGGUGGCCCUGAGACUAUUGACAACCACGACAAGGGUUUGGUCGAAGUGGGAAGUCCGUAG
Messenger RNA from Perkinsus marinus ATCC 50983, 507 nucleotides. Its product is annotated as Tubulin polymerization-promoting protein, putative. The coding region runs from base 1 to 507 and encodes 168 amino acids. NCBI's taxonomy places the organism in Eukaryota, Perkinsozoa, Perkinsida, Perkinsidae. Gene Ontology annotation, biological process: microtubule polymerization; positive regulation of protein polymerization; microtubule bundle formation. The record is from RefSeq and is a predicted model, not a curated record. The transcript is spliced from 6 exons. Gene Ontology annotation, cellular component: microtubule. Gene Ontology annotation, molecular function: tubulin binding.